AUGUGUUCAAGUGCCAAGUCUUUGCAGAUUUUGCAGCUUUCAAAUUGUAGUUUUAAAGGAUCAUCAAAUAGUGCAAUGUUGACUAACCUCACUCAAUUAGUGGAACUCAGUUUCUUAGGCAUCGAUAGCAACAAUUUUGGAGGUCAAAUUCCAUUAUUUUUUCUCAAUCUUCAGCAGUUGAUCGUUUUGGAUCUUUCUCGCAACAAUUUUGUUGGUAAGAUUCCUGAAUUUCCAAAAGCAAAUUCCUCACAAAGCCCACUACAAUUGAAUUUAAGGGCCCUCUUCAUAUCUGAUAACUUGCUUAGUGAAUCAAUACCUUCCUGGAAAAUUCCAUGUAAAAGCCUAGUCUAUGUAGAUCUUCGCUCUAACAUGAUUCAAGGGCCUCUUCCUACUGUUCCACCUUCAGUGACUAUUUUUUUCAUCUCAAACAAUGCUCUAUUUGGAGAGAUACCUUCUACAUAUUGCAAUUUGAAUUUGCAUUCGAAUAAUCUUAGUGGAGAAAUCCCUCAUGACAUGUUUGAAAAGUUAACUAUGUUGAGGAGUUUGCAUCUUAGUAACAAUCAUCUAUAUGGAUCCCUGCCUCAUUCUCUGCGUAGUUGCCAAAGCUUAGAAGUUUUAGAUGUGGGAAAUAACAAGAUAAACGAUACCUUCCCUCAUUGGUUGGAAGAUCUUCCAAUGCUUCGAGUUCUUGUUUUGAAAUCCAAUAGAUUCCAUGAUCUCUCUUCAAAUGGGCUUGUGGGAGUUAUUCCUACUAAAAUGGCAAUUCUGACACAACUUUCGAACUUAAACCUUUUGCACAACAAAUUAGUGGGAGAAAUACCUCGUGGGAACCAGUUCGAUACAUUCAACAAAGAUUCAUACAGUGGGAACUUGGAACUAUGUGGACCUCCAGUGUCUAAAUCAUGCACCAGCGGAGAGACACAACCAGAUGAUGAUGAUGAUGAAGAUGAUGAUGGAGUAUUCGAUUGGAAGAUUGUGAUGAUGGGAUAUGGAUGUGGAAUAAUACUCGGAAUAUCUGUGGGUUACAUGGUGCUUUACAGUAGAUGGUUUGAUUAUUGGCUAAAUAAAAAAGUUAGAGAAAAAAGAAUGAGCUAG
Molecule: messenger RNA, 1095 nt
Organism: Humulus lupulus (European hop)
Lineage: Eukaryota; Viridiplantae; Streptophyta; Magnoliopsida; Rosales; Cannabaceae
Product: receptor-like protein 12
Exons: 4
Coding region: 1-1095 (364 amino acids)
Molecular function (GO): protein binding
Source: RefSeq, a predicted model, not a curated record